Messenger RNA from Fraxinus pennsylvanica, 1005 nucleotides. Lineage: Eukaryota; Viridiplantae; Streptophyta; Magnoliopsida; Lamiales; Oleaceae. The record is from the annotation of a GenBank genome assembly.
AUGUUUGUUUUUGGGAGUUCCUUAGUUGACAAUGGCAACAAUAAUUUCAUCAAAAACGCCAUAGCCAAGGUUGAUUAUCUACCAUAUGGAAUAGACUUCCCAUUUGGCCCUUCUGGAAGAUUUACCAAUGGUAAAAAUGUUAUUGACCUUCUUGGGGAGCAUUUGGGGAUUCCAACUUAUAUUCCUCCAUUCACCGAUCCAUCAACUAAGGGUAAAAAAAUUGUUUAUGGCGUGAAUUUUGCCUCUGGGGGCUCCGGAAUACUGGAUGAUACCGGUGCAAUUGCAGGCAAUUUGAUGAGUUUAAAUGCACAAAUCAGAAAUUUUGAGGCUGUGACUUUGCCAGAUUUGGAGGUGCAGCUGAGGAGUAAAAGCCGAGAAUCACUGCCUAGAUUCUUGUUCGUGGUGGGAAGUGGUGGAAAUGACUACUCACUGAAUUAUUUUAUGGGUUUGGUUAACAGCAAUGUCAGUCUUGAAGAAUUCACUGCAAAUUUGACCACUACGUUGACUCACCAACUCAAGAGGUUGUAUAAUUUGGGUGCUCGAAAGUUUGCUCUCAUGUCAAUCAAUCCCAAUGGCUGCAGUCCAAUGGCUAAGUCUAGGUUUCCGACUCGCGAUCGCUGUGUAGAAAGUUUAAAUCGAGCCGUACAUCUUUUCAAUGUGCGCUUGAAGACGUUGGUGGUUGGUGUAAGAGCACAAAUGCCUGAUUCAGUUCUUGUUUUGGUCAAUUCAUACAAAGUUAUUAGGGAUAUCAUAAGAGAUCCUGCCUCUAAAGGUUUUACCAGUACAAGAACCUCUUGUUGCGAAGUGGCUACAAUAAAUGAUGGUGGAACUGGAAUUCUGUGCAAGAGAGGAGGAUCCAUUUGCACUAACAGAAGCAACCAUAUAUUUUUUGAUGGAUUACAUCCAACAGAAGCUGUAAAUCAUGUUAUUGCAAACAAGGCUUAUGCUUCAAACUUCAAAUCUGAAGUAUAUCCCAUGAAUCUUAAGCAAUUGUCUGAAAUUUGA